GUAUCUGAACGGCUGGGCGGCACACUACAGGCAGUCCAUUGUUCUCUCCGCCUUCUCCCACCCCUCCAUCAACGCUCUCUUUCACCGAUCCUGCUCCAACUUCUCCGGCAAAGCGAAGCUUCGGUCAGAGUACGUAGGAGUGCUGGCCCUGGUGGUGCCGCAGGUGCAGCAGGUGUUUGACCGCGUUGACUGCAGCGCCAUCACAGCAGCAGCAGAGGCGCGCUUCCAGUUCUUCCUCUCCACCAUCUUCCCGCGCCUCCGCGACUCCGUUCAGGGAGGCGUGCUGGUAUACACGCAGUCCUACUUUGAGUUUGUGCGCCUCAGAAACUUCUUCAAGCAGGAGAACCUCUCCUUCUGCCUCCUCUCUGAGUACACGGACGAGCGCAACGUGCACCGGGCGAGGGCGUGGUUCUUCCAGAACCGGCGGCGCAUCAUGCUCUACUCGGAGCGAUCGCACUUCUACCACCGCUACCGGAUCCGGGGCAUUAGGGAAGUCGUAUUCUACUCGCUGCCAUGCUACCCGCAUUUCUAUGCAGAGAUCCUCAACCUACUGGAAGGGGUGGACAACGCAUCCUGCUCCGCCAUCUUCACUCGCUUUGAUAACCUCGAGCUGGCAAGGAUUGUGGGAUCUUCUAGAAGCACCAGGAUGCUGCAAUCCCCCAACCACACCUUCAUGUUCUGCUGA
Messenger RNA from Closterium sp. Yama58-4, 685 nucleotides. The record is from the annotation of a GenBank genome assembly. Lineage: Eukaryota; Viridiplantae; Streptophyta; Zygnematophyceae; Desmidiales; Closteriaceae.